This is a messenger RNA of Gavia stellata (red-throated loon), 1485 nucleotides long. RefSeq names its product cytochrome P450 2J4. The record is from RefSeq and is a predicted model, not a curated record. The transcript is spliced from 9 exons. The coding region runs from base 13 to 1485 and encodes 490 amino acids. Gene Ontology annotation, biological process: xenobiotic metabolic process; arachidonate metabolic process. Gene Ontology annotation, cellular component: cytoplasm; intracellular membrane-bounded organelle. NCBI's taxonomy places the organism in Eukaryota, Metazoa, Chordata, Aves, Gaviiformes, Gaviidae. Gene Ontology annotation, molecular function: heme binding; iron ion binding; oxidoreductase activity, acting on paired donors, with incorporation or reduction of molecular oxygen, reduced flavin or flavoprotein as one donor, and incorporation of one atom of oxygen.
GCAGCCAUUAAAAUGCUGACAAUAAGUCAAGUUCUUAUAGCCUUGGCUGUAUUUCUUCUAAUUAUGCAGUUUUUUAAGUUGCAACGAGUACGGAGACGGCUUCCUCCUGGACCAAUCCCUCUCCCAGUUUUUGGGACCUUGAUACAGAUGAACUUUCAGUUUAAUCGUGAUCUCCUCAUGAAGCUGGCAAAAAUUCAUGGCAACAUAUUCACCUUAUGGUUUGGAUGGGCCCCAGUGAUCGUACUGAAUGGGUUUCAGGCAGUUAAGGAUGGUAUGACCAUGCACCCUGAAGACGUUUCUGGGAGGCUGGUGUCUCCUUUCUUCAGAGCAAUGGCCAAAGGAAAAGGGAUUAUGUUGGCAACUGGUCACACCUGGAAGCAGCAGAGAAGGUUUGCACUGAGGACUCUACGCAACCUUGGUCUGGGGAAAAGAGGUCUGGAGCAUCGAGUUCAAGAAGAGGCCCACUACCUGGUAGACUUCUUUGCAAGUAUGAAAGGGAAACCCCUGGAUCCUUCUUUCCCUCUCGUUCACUCUGUCUCAAAUGUAAUUUGUGCUGUUGUUUUUGGACAUCGUUUCUCCAGAGAGGAUGAAACCUUCCAUGAACUGAUUAGAGCCACAGAGCGUCUAUUCAAAUUUGGAGGCAGCUUUAUUCAUCAUCUGUAUGAAAUCUUCCCCUGGCUGAUGUGCCAUCUCCCUGGUCCUCAUAAGAAGGCGUUGUCUUGCUAUGAUGUUCUGAGCUCUUUUACAAGGAGAGAGAUCAGAAUGCACACAGAGCGUGGGAUACCAGACGAACUGCAGGAUUUCAUUGACUUUUACCUGGCUCACAUUGAAAAAUCCAAAGAUGAACCCAGGUCUACAUACAAUGAAGACAACAUGGUUUAUUCUAUAAAUGACCUUUUCUUGGGUGGAUCAGAGACAACAAGCACUACUUUGAACUGGGGCCUGCUCUAUAUGGUGGCAAAUCCAGACAUCCAAGAGAAAGUGCAGAAGGAGCUGGAUGCCGUUCUGGGUCCUUCCAAGUUAAUCUGCUAUGAGGAUCGGAGAGAACUGCCCUACACAAAUGCUGUGGUUCAUGAGGUUCAGCGCUUCAGCAAUAUUAUCUCAGUUGGCAUGCCCAGAGUGUGUGUGAGGAACACUACAUUGCUCGGCUUUCCCCUCAAAAAGGGCACCAUAGUUCUUCCAAAUAUUGCUUCAUCUUUAUAUGACCCAGAGCAGUGGGGAACACCUCGACAGUUCAACCCGGGUCAUUUCUUGGAUAAGGAUGGAAACUUCGUGUGCCAGGAAGCCUUUUUACCAUUCUCAAUCGGGCACCGUGUAUGUUUGGGGGAGCAUCUAGCAAGGACCGAGCUCUUCAUUUUCUUUGCCAACCUGCUGCGGGCAUUCACCUUCCGGCUCCCUGAGGGAGUGACGAAGAUCAACACAGAACCCAUUUUGGGGGGUACGCUGCAGCCCCACCCGUACAGGGUUUGUGCCAUUCCACGCUAG